GUUUUGAUGAAACAAGCAUUAUUGGUAUUAGCGAUCAUUUGCUUAGGUUUUGCUGGUCAUAAUAUUCGUCAUCAUAAAUAGAACACAGCAAACUCAUAAAAAUCAUUGGUUUAGACUUAAGAAAUUCAAUAUAUUGAUGAUGAUAAAAGUUAUUAAGAACCUGCUCAAACAACAUCUAAUGAAGCUGAAUUAGUAUAAGAAACAUAAAUUUAAUAAGAAUAAACAGAAUAAUAAUAAUUAUAAGAGCAAUAAGAAUCUGAAAUAAAUUUAACUACCUAAGAGCAAGAUUAAUUAGAUUUAGAAGAAUAAAGAAAAUAUGAAGAAGAAAAACAAAAAUAAUUAUAAUCAACCAAAGGAUCUGAUGAUGAUUUUUAUAUGAAUGCUUUAAAUGUCGAAAUUCAAACCUAAGAUUAAUCUGAUUAAAUGCCAGUUGAUGUUGUAGAAAAUCAACUCAAUCCAGUGUUUGAAAAGGAUCCAAUUCCAGAUUAAAAGGGAGUUGAUUCACCAUUUUAACCUGCAGAUGGUUCAUUAAUGAUAAAUCCUGAAGAACCUGAAUAUGAAAUUAAAUAAACCCAAUUAAUGCCAGAUGAAAUACCUGCAGAACAAUUAUAAGAAUAUAUGGAAAAAAUAGAGGCAUAAGAAGCAUAAGAGAUGGCUAUUCUUGCAGCAUAAGGACCAAAAUGAUAAUUAUUAUAAUAAUAACAUCAUAUAUAUACAUAUUCA
Molecule: messenger RNA, 723 nt
Organism: Paramecium primaurelia
Lineage: Eukaryota; Ciliophora; Oligohymenophorea; Peniculida; Parameciidae
Source: the annotation of a GenBank genome assembly